Messenger RNA from Brassica napus (rape), 2325 nucleotides. RefSeq names its product autophagy-related protein 13b-like. The record is from RefSeq and is a predicted model, not a curated record. The coding region runs from base 345 to 2150 and encodes 601 amino acids. Gene Ontology annotation, biological process: autophagosome assembly; protein localization to phagophore assembly site; piecemeal microautophagy of the nucleus. Gene Ontology annotation, cellular component: extrinsic component of membrane; cytosol; Atg1/ULK1 kinase complex. The transcript has 3 exons. NCBI's taxonomy places the organism in Eukaryota, Viridiplantae, Streptophyta, Magnoliopsida, Brassicales, Brassicaceae.
GCUCUUCCUGAUGCGGAAUAAGUUCUUUUCAGCUUCAGGCCAUCGGAAAGUUAAGAAGUUUUACAACGCCAUGGAGGAUGAAGACUAUUAAAUGUAUCUAGUGCUGAAGUGAGUAAUAUUUACACCAUGGCCUUUCUGAGUAAUUAUGAAAGUAAUUUUUUUUAGUGAUCAUGAACCAUUUGAACUUCCAAUGACUAAAAAAACCUUGUUCGAUUCUUAAGAGAAAAUUCCCAUGGUUCGAUUCAGUUUCAGUUCCCAUGUCCGAAGACGAACAAGUUCUCUGUUUCUCUCUGUUCUACUCGAUAAGUUUUCAACUUUGAUUCCCAGGAACAGUGUUCUCAAAGAUGAACAGGAGUAGCAACUCCGAAGGUGCUAAAGCAGAGCAGAUCAUAUUCGAGUUCUUCGCCAAAACCCUCGACAUCAUCCUCGAAUCAAGGACUCCUUUCAUGUCUUCAAGAAACUUCAGUAGUAGCGGCGAGCAGAUGAUCUCCUCACCUUCCUCAUCUUCUUCGUCUUCCUCCAGCGUCAGGCCUCGUGACAAAUGGUUCAACCUAGCUCUCAGGGAGUGUCCUGCAGCGUUAGAGAGCUUCGACAUCGGCCGCAGAAGCACGCUAGAGCCUCUGGUUGUUGAUGUGGUUCUUGUCGCAAGACCAUUUGAUCAGAUGAAUUCUCCAGGUGGGAGAGAGCUUAUCAGGAACUUCUCCGGGAAAGAGUAUCACUCUGAUCAAGAUGAUCGUGAAACCAAGAACAAGCAGAUCAUUGAGAGAUGGGUUGUGCAGUAUGAUAACAGGAAGGUUAGAGAAAGGAGGUCAAGUAGUAAUAAUAAUAAUAAUAAUAAGUUGCAAGUGAUGUAUAAGAAAGCAACUUUGCUUCUGAGAUCACUCUUUGUGAUGGUUAGGCUUUUACCAGCUUACAAGAUCUUCAGAGAACUCAACUCAUCUGGACAGAUCUUCAAGUUCAAGCUUGUCCCUAAGGUUCCAACCAUAGUUGAGCCAUUUACUCGUAGAGAAGAGGGAGAGAUGCAGAAGUUCGCUUUCACACCUGUUGAUACCAUCUGCGGUAGGCUUUGCAUGUCUGUGUUGUAUCGAUCUCUCUCGGAUGUCAGUUGCAGCCAGCACUCAGCUCCUGUGUCUCCGACCUUUAUUACUGAUUACGUUGGAAGUCCUUUAGCUGAUCCUUUGAAAAGCUUCCCUUCUUUGCCUCUUUCUUAUGGCUCGCCGCCGUUGAUGUCGUUUCAGAGGCGACAUAGUUGGAGUUUUGAUAGGUACAAGGCCUCUCCACCUUCGGUUUCUUGCUCACCGUCGCCUACACGGUCUGAUUCACAAGCGUUGGUUACUAAUCAUUGUUCUCGUCGCCUUCCUCCUCAUCCUUGUGAUAUAACUACUGGUCGUAGGAAGGAAAGCUAUGCUGAAGAGUGUUUGCAAAAUUUUUCUCCUCCUUGUUCUCCUUCAGCACCUACACAAGCCGUCCCAAGAAGCAUCACGCGUACUGAAAGUGCUCCAGUUAGGAUUCCACCUCCUAGUUUUGAGGCUAAACAGAACGUGGUGGUGCCACCUUCUUCUCAUUUGAAACUGUCGAGACACACUUCUCUGAGGCCUGUGAGAAACACUGGUCCUGUUGAAUCUGGGGUGAGGCUAUCUUCAAACAGCUCACCGAGGAUAUCAUUUUCUAAAAGUUCAAGUAGAUCAUACCAAGAUGAUUUUGAUGAUAUUGACUUCCCUUGUCCAUUUGAUGUUGAGUAUGAUGAGAUUACAGAUCCUAGUAGUAGCAGACCAGGCUCCUUUGAACAGAGAGGAGAUGCACAUGAAGCACCACCACCACCACCAUUUGAGUCGAGCGGUUCAUACCCAAAGAAGUCACAAGAUGCUGCAGUUGGUGCACUUGUGAAUAUGCUGAAGAAAGCUCCACCUCUCAGACAAGACGUCUCUGAAACUUCCAUACCUGAACUUUGUUGGAACAACAACAAGAACAAACCUGGAGGGGGUCAGGAGAUAGCAACAGCGUCUAUGACAGCGUCAGGGAUAGCUCUGGCGGCAAAGACAACAGCCGAUGCCUUGGAAGAGCUGAGGUCUUACAAAGAAAUGAAGAAUGUGUUGCUUAGCCAAUCCACAAAUGCUUCGUCCUCACCCUUUGCUGUUUCAGAAUCUUGAUCCCUUUUUUUUUUAUUAGUUUGGGUAUUGGUUUUUGGUUUGGUUUUGAUUUUGAUUUUACAUAAAUGUAUGUACUAAGACCAACAUUAUCGGUGGUGGUGGGAGAGUCCUUAAGCGUGGGCCCCACCACUUUUUCUCAAUGUGCCAUAAUGUUCCAUUUUAAGGAACUUUUGCA